Molecule: messenger RNA, 1278 nt
Organism: Talaromyces marneffei
Lineage: Eukaryota; Fungi; Ascomycota; Eurotiomycetes; Eurotiales; Trichocomaceae
Exons: 3
Coding region: 1-1278 (425 amino acids)
Biological process (GO): peptidyl-serine dephosphorylation; double-strand break repair via homologous recombination
Cellular component (GO): nucleus; cytoplasm
Molecular function (GO): protein serine/threonine phosphatase activity
Source: RefSeq, a predicted model, not a curated record
AUGAGCGACUUGGAUAAAGCCAUCGCACAACUGAGAGCUUGUCGACCGAUCCCCGAAGCCCAGGUCCGCGAGCUCUGUUACAAGGCACGUGAGCUCCUCAUCGAAGAAGGAAACGUAGUCUCGGUCGAUGCGCCAGUGACAAUAUGCGGUGACAUCCAUGGACAAUUCCAUGACCUCAUGGAACUCUUCAGAGUAGGUGGCGACGUACCCGACACAAACUACCUCUUCAUGGGCGAUUUCGUAGACAGAGGCUUCUACUCGCUCGAAUCGUUCUUGCUUCUGUUAUGCUUAAAAGUCCGAUACCCCGAUCGCAUUACGCUGAUACGCGGAAACCACGAAUCGAGACAGAUUACGACUGUUUACGGCUUUUACGAUGAAUGUAUCCGCAAAUACGGGAGUGCGAAUGUGUGGCGGUAUUGUUGCGAGGUGUUUGAUUAUCUGGCACUAGGUGCUUUGGUUCUUGGCGCAAGUUCGGAGCUUGAGCCGACGAGUCGCAUUGAGAAUUCACAGAUUGAUGGCGAGUUGGAGACAGAGGUGCUGAAUGCUAAUGGCGAGGUUACGUCUAUGUCUUAUCGACCGCGGUAUCGAUCAUCGUCAGACGCAUCGACAGACACAAGAGAUAUUUCGCCUCCGAGAGACAUAUCUGCGGCGCCUGGCAAUACGCCAUCUAGGACUGGGCCAGCCGGUACAGGAGCGUCGGGCAGCAGCUCGGGAAGCUAUGGCACAACGGCGGGUGCAGUAUUGUGUGUCCACGGAGGUCUGUCACCGUUAGUGGAUAGCGUUGACAAGAUCCGUUUGAUUGAUCGAAAACAAGAAGUGCCUCAUGAAGGUGCCAUGUGCGAUCUCCUCUGGUCCGAUCCCGACGAAAUCGAAGGCUGGGGCUUGAGCCCUCGAGGCGCUGGAUUCCUUUUUGGAGGCGACAUUGUCAAACACUUCAACCACAAAAACGAUCUCUCCCUCAUUGCUCGCGCUCAUCAGCUCGUUAUGGAGGGCUACAAGGAGAUGUUCGAUGGCGGCAUUGUUACGGUCUGGUCAGCACCGAACUAUUGUUACCGAUGCGGUAAUGUCGCUGCUAUACUGGAACUUGGAGAAGACGCCAGCAACGGUGGCACAGUCGCUCGGACCAACGGCGAUAUUGGACGGAGUAAUGGAGUACUGCGCAGUGACCUGGGGAAACAUAUUCUGGGUCCUGGUCGACGGUACAGGGUUUUUGAGGCGGCGGCGCAAGAUACUAGAGGAAUGCCGGCGAAGAAGCCUGUUGCCGAUUAUUUUUUGUGA